UCAAGUAUUUGAAUCGUAAAAACCAAAAUAUGAUAUUAUGAUGAUAAUUUACAGUAUAUAUUUUUAACGUGCGUGGCACACUGUCGAACAGUUUGCGAAUCGAAUUGAUAAAGAUUUAUUGUUUUGUUUUUGUAAAUAAGUACCAAGUAGUAAAUACUGCCAAAUAGUUAUCGCCCAAUUGGCAAUUUCCAUUAUAGUCACUACUCGACAAAUUUACGCGUUAACAGGUUACGGUGUAUAAUAUUAUACGCAUCUAUAAAUUACAACUAUUUGAAGUCGACGAUUGAAACCGACGCAACCUAAACGUACGAUUCUUUGACCCAUUUCACUGAUCGCUAGUGCAGGUGGUACAACACAGCGGUCAUGUGUAUGAUACGGGACAACGAUGAAAACUGUGACAGGUUUGUUUAUCCGUUACACAUACUGGACACUAUGGAAACUAUCGAUCUAACAAUGGACGAUUUGGCUGACGAUGAUGACUUUGUAGAAAUCACACAACGUGGUGACCUAUGGAACUAUCCAUACAACUUAUUGCCAUCUACUGAUGAAGAAGAACCGGCAAGAGGCUCUAUAAUUCAUGAGGAGGACAAUAAUGGAGAUAUUCAUAAUGCUGAUUCAAGUAACACUCAUGACUUGUCAAAUGGAAUAAACCAAAAUGCUAACAUACUGAGUGCUUCAGAAAAUAUUAAUAUUUCGGAAACCAGUGAUACUGAUCAUUCUAAUGAAGAAAGAGAAUUUGAAUUGAAUAUACCACAAAUAUUGUUAUCGAUGUCCAGAAUAUCAUAUAAUUUAUACAGUCAAAGUUGUAAAAAGGUUGAGAACCGCUAUUGUAGACAAUUUAUCUAGCACCGAACAUCGAGCAUCAGAAUAUAGUGAUCGAAUUGCGCAAUGGAGGUGACGGACUCGUAAAAGCGGUCAUCAGCAUGUACAUUGUGGACACUACGCAUAUGCUACACAGCAUAUAUAUUACGGUUUUAGACGUUCGACUCGUGUAAUAGGCGAUGAAGCAUGCCACAGGGUUUGCGAUAUUCGACAGGUUGGUCGCGAAAUGAUACGCCAUGUAGCCGUAUGGCAGACAUGAGAACGAUUGAAUGCUGGGCAACAGUCCGUUGGCAAAGAACACGAUCGCACCUUGUACAGCCAAUAACGACACGUUCAGACUAUGACUGCGGUUUUCGGUGCUCCCGACGCCGAUAUUCCGGCGCAGCUGGUCAUCCUCCGAUGGUAUCCGAAUUUUUUCCCUCUUGCAGGUCGGCAAGUAUUCCAGGCACAGAUAAGACACCGUGCUGGCGCACAUUAUCACGCCAAUGCCGAUGAAAAACGGACCGCUCGAGAAGAGCGCAUCUGUAGUCGACUUAACUUCCGACGUCCGCCCAUCCGGCAGCUCAACCGUCCGACAAGUGGUGGUGCCCACGCCCUGGACGAUCGCGACCAAGCUUGGUACGAACCCACUGAUGCCUUCACCGACCAUAUACGUGACCAGGUAUAUGUCUGGAUACCGGGACAACGACGGUAUGAACAGAACGGAACUAGUGCACCCGACCAGUGCCAUGGUGAACGUGAGCGCACAGAGCACGACACUGUGUGGUUGGCCGAACACAACGCCCGUCACGUCGUACAACCCGGCCAACAGGAGCACGGACGUUACGCCGGAAAUAAGCACGGCGAUCGUCAGCGGCCUGUCGUAUCGGUUUCCGUACUUCCGGCGCCAGGCACUGUACAGCAGCGGGCCCACGUUUCCGAUUUGUAUGGCUAUCGACAAGUACGACGGCAAGUUCCAGCCUUCGGGCGCGCUUUGCACGAGCAACGGAAGCUGCGUAUAUAGACUGUUGACCAGUAUCCAAGCACCCACGCCGAACAUGCACGUCAACAGGUCCAGAAACCUGCAAAUUGACAAACAAAAACAACCAUUAGAAACUUGUUUAAAUGUUUGAGUAUGUUAAGAAUAUAAUAUUUAUGUUACAUAUUAUGAUAUUUAGGUACUUUUAUUAUACCUAUUGGCUAUUAAUUAUAUAGGUAUAUCGUAUAUGAUAAUUAUUAUAGAAUUUUUUUUUUAUGGCCUCGGUGUCUAGUCGUACUAGCUUUUUUUAAAAGUUUAAUAUAAGUGACUUAAUUUAAA
This is a messenger RNA of Aphis gossypii (cotton aphid), 2119 nucleotides long. RefSeq lists its product as uncharacterized. The record is from RefSeq and is a predicted model, not a curated record. NCBI's taxonomy places the organism in Eukaryota, Metazoa, Arthropoda, Insecta, Hemiptera, Aphididae. The transcript has 6 exons. The coding region runs from base 364 to 846 and encodes 160 amino acids.